Orbilia oligospora ATCC 24927 is the source of this 1335-nucleotide messenger RNA. RefSeq lists its product as uncharacterized. The transcript has 9 exons. The record is from RefSeq and is a predicted model, not a curated record. Gene Ontology annotation, biological process: epoxide metabolic process. Gene Ontology annotation, molecular function: epoxide hydrolase activity. NCBI's taxonomy places the organism in Eukaryota, Fungi, Ascomycota, Orbiliomycetes, Orbiliales, Orbiliaceae. The coding region runs from base 1 to 1335 and encodes 444 amino acids.
AUGGCAGAUAUCGAUGCUGGAAUCGCAAAGCCCUUUACCAUUGAUAUUUCUAGCGAUAAGCUCGACCUUUUAAGGCGGAAAUUAGAGCUAACAAAAUUUCCUGAUGCUAUCCUCGCAAAUGAGAGUGACUGGGCUCAUGGUCCUCCAUUGCCAACUAUGCGGCGUCUAGUCGAAUACUGGCGCAAUGGAUUUGAUUGGAAGGCCGCUGAAGCCCGCCUUAAUCUCCUCCCGCAAUACACCGUUGCUAUCAAUGUUGAUGGGUUUGGGACUUUCGAUGUUCACUACCUCCAUGUGAACAAAGCGGCAAAGAAUGCCAUCCCACUACUUAUGGUUCACGGGUGGCCAGGUAGUUUCUUCGAAUUCACGAAAAUUCUGGGUCCCCUCACGAAUGGGGAUGGAGACGAACCAACAUUUGAGAUCAUUGUCCCCUCUCUUAUUGGUAGGGCUGCUGGCCCAUCUCUUCCCUUCAAAUUUCCCUCGAUGGGAGCUUGGGUAACAGUCUCGCAAAAACUGACUCGGCAUGCUCAGGAUAUGGUUUCAGCGACGGUGCAAAAGAACCCGGCUUCAGCUGUUUUAAGGUUUGCGCAAGCAGAAAUGUGUCACAAAUUGAUGCUAAAGCUCGGGUUUAGCGAAUAUGUGGUCCAAGGAGGAGAUUGGGGUAUGAUAAUUACACAUAUUCUGGCGAAUACCUAUUACCCGGAACAUGUGAAAGCGGUUCAUACCAAUAACUCGGACAAAUGCGACCCACCAUCUUUCUUCGAGAACCCAAUAUAUUGGCUCCAAAACCAGUUGCGGGGCCCGUAUACCGCAUCUGAAAAAGCGGGAAUUGAGCGAACACAGAAAUUUAUGAGCGAAGGGUACGGAUACAAUUUGAUGCACAAACACAGGCCACAGACCAUUGGUUACUCGAUAAUGGAUAGCCCUGUGGGAUUGUUAGCAUGGAUUCUCGAUAAGUUGCAAGAUUGGACGGAUAACUACCCAUGGACCGAUGAUGAAAUCUUGACAUGGGUAUCCAUAUACUGGUUCUCAACCUCUGGCCCGACGGCUUCGCUUAGGUUGUACUACGAAUCAAGACGAGCCCCACAGGAGCAAAAGAAGAAAGGCUUUGCCUGGGCAAAAUGUCCCAUGGGGAUCAGCCAUUUCCCUAUGGAUAUUAAUGUUUCGCCCGUCGUAUGGUCGAGGCCGAUGGGUAACUUUGUCUUCGAAAGAGUGCACACGUCCGGGGGACACUUUGCGGCAUGGGAAAAGCCAGAUAUUCUGGCGGGAGAUCUGAAAGAUAUGUUUAAAAAAGGUGGGCCGGUGUACGGAGUUGUGCGAGGGCGGGACGGAUAUUAA